AGAGUGUGUGAGCAGUGCUAUUGCAAUCCCCCUGGCAAGCCAAAAGAGAAGCUCGACUGGGCGGCCUGACUGGACCUGUGUUGUAGUUGGCUUUACCUCUGGUUAUGUUCGCUUUUACACAGAGAGUGGGGUUCUGCUGCUGGCUCAGUUGCUGCAUGAGGACCCUGUUCUCAGACUCAAAUGUCGCACCUAUGAGAUCCCUCGCCAUCCUGGAGUAACUGAACAGCAUGAGGAAUUGAGCAUUCUCUACCCGGCUGCCAUGGUUACCAUAGAUGGUUUCAGUCUUUUUCAGUCUUUGAGAGCUUGCAGGAACCAGGUGGCAAGAGCCACAGCAGCAGGCAGUGAUGUGGUCCCGCCUCCUCCUCUGGCCUACAAGAAGUGGGGCCUGCAGGAGAUGGAUGCCAUUGUGGACCACAGCAGCAUAGGUGUUAUGACUCUGUCUGUUUUUGACCAACUGAAGAAUGCGUCUAUCCUUGGAGGGUAUAAUGCAUCAGUCAAGGGUAGCCCGCCUGCAAUGAGCCAGUAUGUCACCGUAGGAACUGGGCCAUUCACCGGCUUUUACUAUGCUGUGGAGGGAAGCUCCCAGCCUCUUCUGUCCCACGUGGCCAUGGCUGUAGCGAGUAAACUCACCUCAGCUCUUUUCAGUGCAGCCAGUGGUUGGUUAGGAUGGAACAAAAGCAAAAAUGAAGAAGAUACUGCUCCAAAACAAAAGCCAAAAGUGGAGCCAGCAACCCCUUUAGUGAUCAGAUUUGGUCUGCCAGAUUCCCGACGCCAUGGCGAGUCUAUAUGUCUGUCCCCAUGCAACACAUUGGCUGGAGUAACGGAUGACUUUGGUCGAGUCACACUGCUGGACUUGGCCCGGGGCAUUGCUAUUCGCAUGUGGAAAGGAUACAGAGAUGCUCAGUUGGGUUGGCUGCAGGUUCGUGAGGAACGUGGCGAUCGUGAUUUCUCUCCCACUGGCUCCAUGCCCAGACGCAAUGCUUUGUUCCUUAUCAUCUAUGCCCCCCGCAGAGGAAUCUUAGAAGUGUGGGCCAUGCAGCGAGGCCCUCGAGUAGGGGCUUUUACUGUGGGCAAACACUGCAGGUUACUGUAUGCAGGCUACCAUCUGAUGGGAGUGAACAGUGUGACCAGUCAGGGCUGGCAGCUUCACACACAACAGGUGUGUCUGCUUGAUCCCAGCACAGGAGUCCUGAGGACAGUCAACAUCCCCUUCCACCUCGCCCUCAGUGACAAAAAAAGUGAACAAGCCAAAGACAUGCAUCUCAUGAAGAGACUCACCUCUGUACUAAAAAACAGAGAUCUGGAUCCUGAGACUUUGGAGAGUGAAGCAAGAAGUGUUCUGAUGGAAAUCAAGCAUCCUGCAAUCAAGAAGCAGGCUUUGGAAUCUCUGCUGUCCAACAAGAAUAUUCCUGCCUCCUGUCUCACCAACAUCAUGUGCGCCCUAAACUAUGCAUUGAAGCAGCAAUCUGCCGAAGAAGUUGAUGCUUCACUGAUGCAGCUGUGCUCCUCACAGCUAAAACUGCUCCAGCUCUACACUAACAUCCAGAAGCUGCAGUCUUCUACGCUCUCUGAGGCCUGUUCUGAAAAUGAUAACCUGGAGGACAUUGAGAAAGAGCUUCUCCAUGUGUUACCUAUACUGCAACAUUAUGCAGAGUUUGCUUCCAAGCCCAGCGUCUCCUUUGCCCAGGACUUGCCCAGCUCACCGCUCCCUGUCCAAGCUUUUCUCUCUCACAUGGAGUGUGGCGAGGAUGGAGAGGUGAAAGUGAUUCGUAAGUCGGAAACCGAGUGGAACCAGCUUGGAUACUUCUUAUUCUGGGAUAGUCUUUGUGGGAGGAGCCCAAACCAUCAGAUCUGUGACAUUCUGCAUCAGGCGGGCAUCCGCCCACAGCAGUUACUGUCUUUGCUGCUGUGUGUGUGGCUGCAAAUGGAGAAAGAGGUGCUUCAGAGACCAGUGGAAACGGUUAAAAAUCUGCAUACACAACUUGUUGCUCUCAGUUGCAUGAAAGGUACAGUUGAGGACUCCUGGGACCCACAGUCGAUCUCCCCCUGGUGGCAGCAAGUCAGACACACAUGCGUCCAGUCCCACAAUGCUGCUGCUGCUUUGUUGGCUGCAUUAGUUGCCCACCAUGCAGCCAAGGCGAGCAUCACUAGCCUGGCUGACAGACGGCUGCAGUCAGAGUGGGAAGCAGUUUCACUAGAGCUGGAGCAGUGGGCAGUGUGUGUUCGCCAGCUGGAGGAUGUGCUUGUGCUGCAGACUCUGCUUAUGAUUCCAUCUCUUCAGGGAACAGCAGGGGGCGCCCCAGUUCAGUGUUCUAUCAAAACACUGUUGGAGGGGGGCACAGGAGGUAUUGCAGACACCGUCUCCAAAUGGGUGUUCAGGCAAAACAUGGCUCCCGGACGACUGAAUGAAAUGAUCCUCCAAAAGGAAGAGUUGAAGGAGAAAGAGGAGGUAGGAGAAAAAGAACAAGGGAAGAAGGAAAAGGAACCAGAGGAAAAGAUAGCAGAUCUCCUGCUGUCAGUGUGUCAGCGGUUCCCACACUCCCUGUCCCCUGCUCUCCUCUUUGCUCACUGCUGCUGGGAGUAUGUGGUUCAGUGGAACAAAGACCCAGAGGAAGCGAGAUACCUGUCCUGGGCUGUGGAGCAUUUGAAACUGGUCUCCAGUCCUCAUAUUCAGCUUGGUAUUUCCACCAUGAUGUGGAGUACAUUUAUUGUCAAGCGUUUCUCAGCAGCUGCCUUUCUCAUGGAAAAGGUUGGGAAAGCACCCAAAGAUCGCUUAUGUCGACGGGAUGUCGGGAUGGGAGACAAAGCCAUGACCUUUUUCUUGAGCUGCUGUGUCCAGCUGCUGCAGAUCCUCAUGGAGGCAGAUUCUGCCGUGCAGGAGCUUUCUGCUCCACUGCUGUCUGUGGAGGAAGUGUGGACUGGAGCCAGUGGACCUGCAUCCAUAGCUGAACUGGCCCUGGAGCAAAGAGGAGUCCACUAUCCACUGGUCCAGCAUCAUUGUCUGUUAGCUUCACUGCUACAUGCUGCAAUGACCUUCAGUGUCAAGGUUAAACCGCUCAGCCUGUUUGACAGCAAAGGUAAAAACGCUUUCUUCAGAGAGCUGACGACCAUCCAGCUCAUGCCCAGUGGAGACAUGGACCCCAGUGUGGUCUCACUGCGUCAGGAGUUCCUCUUUCGGGUGCUGACCGGCUGGGUCCAGGCCAUAGACGACACGUCCACCUCGGCCUCUUCCAGCUCUACGACCCUUCCUUCCUCUGGACCCAAAGCUGACUGGUGGCCCUCUCUAUGUCUUGAACUUGGGAGCCUUCUACAGGUCAACCCAGACAUCCUGCGACGACACCUUGUUUGUGAACUCUACAACCAAGGCCUGGACCUGCGUGCUGAAGAGCUGACAUUAGAGGUGGAGGAUAAAGAUGUGUUGGGCUCCCAGCUGUUGGUUCUGACAGGUCAGAGACUCAGUUAUUCUCUGCUGCAUAGCCAGAGCCAGACUCAUGCUGCCAUGGAGCUGCUGGCCCGCCUGCCCCCCACCCUCUGCACAUGGCUGAAGGCAAUGGACCCCAGUGAGCUGCGCUGCCCCCUAGUGCCUCUGUCCCAGACCAGCCGUUUGGUGAGCCGCCUGAUUGAGAUCCUGCCAGAAAACCAUGCCCAGUACUCUCUGGCCUUGCACCUCCUGGAGGCUGUGGACGUCCUCACCACGGAGGAGGACUGAAGCAGCAGGAAGAGGCUGUCCUGGUGUCUUGAUGGAGGUUAUACAGUCAUCCUCAUCAUGUCUCUGUCAUAGAAGCUGCUUUUAUAAGGUUUUACGUCAUCAAAUUGUUGUGCAUGAAUCAUAAGCUGGAUUGAUUCUGUGGGUUAAAAAGAACAUUGUCAGGUUCUGUUUUGAAGGUAAUAAGACUUUCUGUCCUUCAAAAAUCCUCUUUUGUGCCACAUGAGUUUUGUUUCUCAGCUCUCUAUUAGUCAACAGAUGUAAAUAAAAAAGAGCCUUAUUUUUACUUUGCCUGUCCUUCUAUGCCCAACUGCUUUCACUGGCUUUACUAAGAAAUAAAGAGGCUAUGAUAAACUGUG
Molecule: messenger RNA, 4065 nt
Organism: Oryzias melastigma (Indian medaka)
Lineage: Eukaryota; Metazoa; Chordata; Actinopteri; Beloniformes; Adrianichthyidae
Gene: rab3gap2
Product: RAB3 GTPase activating protein subunit 2 (non-catalytic)
Biological process (GO): regulation of GTPase activity
Source: RefSeq, a predicted model, not a curated record